Molecule: messenger RNA, 897 nt
Organism: Pochonia chlamydosporia 170
Lineage: Eukaryota; Fungi; Ascomycota; Sordariomycetes; Hypocreales; Clavicipitaceae
Exons: 1
Coding region: 1-897 (298 amino acids)
Source: RefSeq, a predicted model, not a curated record
AUGAUCCAACGCCUCCUCGACACAUGGACGCCCAGUCUAUCAGAAUGCCUCUUCAACAGCCUCGCCAGCAAAGCCAUGGAGAAACACCUCGGCCCCAUCAACCAAGCAUGGCGACUCCAAAACGCACACUCCAUCCGGUCAACCAGCCCCGUCAUAUCCGACACUCUCAUCCCGGACCUACGCAGCGGCGCCGUCCUCUCCGUCCCGGGGAUACGACGCAUCACCGGCUCCCGAGAAGUGCAACUCACCAACGGGGAACGCGUCCCCGCAGAUGCCAUCAUCUGCUGCACGGGGUACGAAAACAAAUUCACAAUUCUACCGCCGGAAUACGAUCCCACGGCCCGCAUGCCCACGGCAUGGAUCCAGGCCCCGGGUUCCAAGGGCCGUGCCCUCCCGCGUCUAUAUCAGAAUGUGUUUUCCGUGACGGCACCCGAAUCACUCGCCUUUGUGGGGUGCGUGUGGCUCGUCGCCGGGGCGUUCUGCCUCGCCGACCUGGCGAGCAUGUGCAUCGCGCAGGUGUGGGCGGGAAAGUCGACGCUCGCAGGGGAGAGCGAGAGGAUACGCUGGGCGGACGAGCAGGAGAGGAGGAUAUGCGAUCUCGCGAGGAGGGGCACGGUGAUUCCUGCGGCGGUGGCACAGCGGCCGUGGUUGGUUUGGGCGGAUGGUGUUGCGGGAACGGGGGUGGAGGAGCAUUUGGGAUGGGGGUGGAAGGGAUGGGUGUUUUGGUGGAGGGAGUAUCGGCUGUGGAGGAUGGUGAUGGAUGGGGUGUUGGUUGCGGCGGUUUGGAGAUUGUUUGACGGGAAGGGGAGAAGGGCUUGGGAGGGGGCGAGGCGGGAGAUUGAGAGGGUGAAUGAGGAUUGGAGGCGGGAGAAGAAGAGGAAGGACGAGGUGAGGUGA